Molecule: messenger RNA, 3113 nt
Organism: Annulohypoxylon maeteangense
Lineage: Eukaryota; Fungi; Ascomycota; Sordariomycetes; Xylariales; Hypoxylaceae
Exons: 5
Coding region: 65-2971 (968 amino acids)
Source: RefSeq, a predicted model, not a curated record
CAUCUUUCAAGUUGUUGUAUGUGUAGGUAGUAACUACAAAAAUGAUCAUACAAUAGCCAGGAAGAUGUCAGAUGACCAGGAGAACGUCCCAGUGGGACGCAAGUCGGAAUCUCCAAAAGCCCCCUUUGUGGUCCCACGGAAACGUAUCGAGAAAUUUUAUAGACAUGAACUCGAAAUAGAGGAACUCAUAAAAUCAAUCGACCCACAUAACCAAUAUCCGGGUGAGAUUACUCUUUUAUAUGGUCAUGAAGGCAUCGGAAAGACCGAGAUGGUUCUCGAGGCUGCCUACCGUAUCCACGAACGAGACCACGACUGCGCAGUCUUUUGGGUUGCGACCACCGACCUCAGCAGCUACGGUAGGCUCUACCGCAAGAUCGGACACCAACUCGGGGUGGAAGAAAUCUAUGGCCGUAAUUUCGAUCCCAGAAUAUUAAUCAAGGAAGCCUUUCAACGUAUGCAAAGCUGGCUCAUCAUAAUCGAUGAUUUUAUGCCUCCCUAUGCCCAAGAUAUUUCAUUACUACGCAAGCUUCCUCAUUAUGAUAGAAAUAGUUCUAUCGCUCUCAUAUCUCGUCUUCAUCACAAUGAUGAGGAAGACAUCUUUCGCCAUUUUCGUUUUGGAAGAUAUCCGUCUUUAUACUUUGAUCGACAGAUCAAAGUAACCAAAAUGGGGAUUGAGGAAGCAAAGGAUAUGAUCCAACUUAGGUUAGGAACAAUCCAAGAAGACGAAAAGGAGAUAAUGGAAGACCUGUUGAUGCACUUGGAAUGUAUCCCCCUAGCAAUAAACCAAGCAUCCGCGUAUAUAGCAUCCAACACGGAUGUAACGAUAUCCCAAUACAUCAGCACUUACGAGUCGGCACAGUCUCAGCUUGAGAAAGAUCCAAGACCCAGAGAUGAAUUUGUUUCCCAGCUCGGCGAGUUCAGAAAGCUAGAGGCAGAGAUAGUCCAAGAGUCGGGGCCCAUAGCCACAACUUGGCGUAUAUCGUUUGAGCAUAUUUUGCAGACCCAUCCUGACGCGUUGGAAUAUCUCAAGUCGGCGUGCCUUUUAGCCAAAAGCGAUAUUCCCCUAUCCCUCCUCUCCAAGCCUUCAGAGGGAGAAAAACUGACUAAAGCAAUCGACACGCUUAAGGCAUACGGAUUCGUCAUCGAAGGAAACAAGCCAGACUCUCUUGAUAUUCAUCAAUGUGUUCGCUAUCUCAUGCGCGAUUGGUUACGAAAACGGAAAGAGUUUGAACAACGGGUCGAACUUGUGAUUCAACAACUUACCGACAAAUAUCCACCCCCUACAUAUGAGAAUAGGGAUAUUUGGAUGGGCUACCUACCACACGCAAAGGAAGCGCUAGAACUUCAAGAAAAGUUAUCUGACAAAGGGGAUAAGCUCCUUUUCAGGGUUACGGCGAGUAUUAUUAUCUUGGAAAGGGACUCCAAGACCGUACAGUACUACAGGGAAAUUUUGAAGAAAGAGAGGCAGAGUCUAGAAAGAGACCAUAGCGAUACAAUUGAGAUGGCAUCGCAUAUUCUUCACCGCCUACAGGAAGGCCCCCUAGGUGAUCGACUAGAGCGAAGGAAAGAGAUUCUUGAAAAAGAUCGACUGGAAAUGUAUGAUGGCCUGGAACAGUUGCUUCAAAAAGCUAUCUGUUGCGAAGCUAACCCUUCGAUGGAUACAAAUGCUCUUGUGGAUGAUACCCAAGAAGUGGGUACUUCAAGAAGUACUCUCGAAGUCAAACAUGACAGCAGUCCGGAACCAGAAGUCGACCUGAAUGACCCCGGUAAUGUUGAUCCACAACGACCCGGUAGUGAAGAAACAUGUAAGCCGGACGCAAGUUUGACAUUUAACAAGAGCUCAGUAGAUGAUUCAGGCAGUACAAGUGAGCUUGAAGAAUCGGAGGAUAAAACCUCGUUUUUGGAUUUGAUAUCUGUUCCUCGGACUCUCCCAGAAUUGGUUGACAUGAUUUUCAGCUUAUUUGGCAUACCACCAAGUAUCGAAGAACCGGUAUCACCAGGCAUGACUCGCAUAAGAUACAGAUGUGAAUGCGGAGCGGUCCUCUAUUACGAUGUUCUGAAACAUGGAUUAGGAAGUCCGGCCGAGAUGGAGACGACUCUAACAGACGCUGGCUCCAUACCACUUCAUAAUAACAGCCCUAUAGUUAAUCACCCAGCCGGUUCCGGCCAGCCGCAGAAUCCCGGGCCACCGUCAAGCCCUGCCGGCUAUUCUGCUACUAGCGCAGGUGUCCCCCGCCAGGGCGGUCAGCUUCCGGGUAAACAGACUACGGGAAAUGCCCAAUCAAUGUACUUGCUGCUUUUAAUUGACGAAGGCAAACCAUUACAUCGUUAUCAUGAGCAAAGUCUUCAAAAUACGUUCAAUGACAAGGAGUUGUUCGAGCUCUUACGAGACAAAUAUAAGAAGCUUAGAGGACAACCCUUGUUUUUCACAUUACGGAGUGUGAAGUCGGUUUCACUAGCUACUUUCCGAAUACACGACCCUGAUAAUAAACUUGCCGAGCUACACGAAAGGGAUUUGAUCUGUUCAGGGCAGGAUUGUGUUUGUUUCCCCCCUAAAGAGAAAGCCGGGACCACAAAUCAGGAAUAUCGCUGCUCACCAGUGCCCGAAAACAGUCCAGAUCGUCAUCCAGUAAUAAGCCGAAAAGAGCUCACACAUUACUUCAAAGAAAAUCACACUUUUACGAGUGGAAACAAAAGGAUAUACACUCAAGUUCCAAAGAAGACGGAGCUGCUUAAGCGAGACAAUAACGAUGAAAUGAGCAAUGCUUGGGGGAUCUAUUUUGAGGAGGGAUGGCAUUGGAGAACCAUCUACCUUCUUGUAUUCUUGACACUGUUGGGGUCUCUGACUUUUGGUAUCGUAUGGGCCGUGGUACAGGGGAGUAUAGGAGACGCAUUCACAGCAGCCUCAUUCGGAACUUCGGUCGGCGGUGCUUUCAUUGCUCUUCUGGCAUGGCGAAGCACGGAGGACUAGAUCGCCGUCGUCUAUGGAGAAUUUCCUCCGGGGAUCUCACUACUACUGAUACCGGUAUCAGUAGAGCUGCCAUCGACAACGCUUCUCUUUUCAUUUUCUUAGCCGCAUACGAUGCAACACCGACUAAACCAUCAGGCAGGUA